Molecule: messenger RNA, 4216 nt
Organism: Entelurus aequoreus (snake pipefish)
Lineage: Eukaryota; Metazoa; Chordata; Actinopteri; Syngnathiformes; Syngnathidae
Product: sodium/hydrogen exchanger 6-like
Exons: 17
Coding region: 180-2318 (712 amino acids)
Biological process (GO): sodium ion transport; proton transmembrane transport; regulation of pH
Cellular component (GO): membrane; recycling endosome
Molecular function (GO): sodium:proton antiporter activity
Source: RefSeq, a predicted model, not a curated record
AUGAAAGUGGAAUACGAACGUAACUAGAGCUCUUAUACGUCAAGCCUUUUAUUUAGAAGAUUCGGGAAGUUCUUUUAUUUUGUCACACACACCGGAAAAGGAUGGCAAUGUUUUGUUUUAGUGUCACAGAAUUAGCACGCAGGCUGCGCCUUUCCCUGUAAACGCUAGCCAAGGAGGCAAUGGCAUCUCCGCUAACGGGGCGCUUUCUUGACAAUAAACCCCCGAAGGUGCAUUGGUCGCUGCCGUUUCUGUGUUUGGCAUUCGUCCUGGUCGGGAAAGGCGAGGGCAACGCGAUGGACAACGUCGCUACAGAGAGGCUGGCUGAAGAAAGCCACCGACAAGACAGUGCCAACCUGCUCAUAUUCAUCAUGCUCCUAACGCUCACCAUUCUCACUAUAUGGCUCUUCAAACACAGACGCUUUAGGUUCCUGCACGAAACAGGACUUGCUAUGAUUUAUGGGCUGUUGGUGGGUGUGAUCCUGAGGUUCGGCAUCCACGUGCCCCAAAGCAUGAGCGAUGUGGUCCAGGGCUGCGCCGUGAACGCCAGUCCCGCCACCCUGCUGGUCAACGUCAGCGGGCGGUUCUACGAGUACACCCUGAAAGGCGAAGUCAGCCGGGGAAAAGGUCACCAAGUGCAGGACGACGAGAUGCUGAGAAAGGUGACCUUUGACCCGGAAGUCUUUUUCAACAUUUUGCUGCCCCCCAUCAUCUUCCAUGCUGGUUACAGUCUAAAACGGAGACAUUUUUUCCGAAACAUCGGCUCCAUCCUGGCGUACGCGUUUGUGGGAACCGUUAUAUCCUGCUUUAUUAUCGGGCUCAUCAUGUAUGGCUUUGUGUCCUUCAUGAAAAUGGUGGGCCAGCUGGGGGGAGAUUUUUACUUCACGGACUGUCUUUUUUUCGGGGCUAUCGUUUCGGCAACAGACCCAGUGACAGUCCUGGCCAUUUUCAACGAGCUGAAAGUAGACGUGGACCUGUACGCUUUACUUUUUGGAGAGAGCGUACUUAAUGAUGCCGUUGCUAUCGUCCUCUCUUCCUCCAUUGUGGCCUAUCAGCCUGCCGGGGACAACAGCCACAGCUUUGAAGCCAUGGCCUUGCUCAAGUCGUUUGGCAUAUUCCUGGGCGUCUUUAGUGGAUCGUUUGCUCUUGGAGUGGUCACUGGAGUGGUGACUGCGCUCGUGACCAAGUUCACCAAGCUGAGGGACUUCCCCUUGCUGGAGACGGCGCUUUUUUUCCUCAUGUCCUGGAGCACCUUCCUGUUGGCUGAGGCGUGCGGCUUUACCGGCGUUGUUGCUGUGCUGUUCUGCGGGAUGACCCAGGCGCACUACACCUACAACAAUCUCUCUCGGGACUCACAGGAUCGAACCAAACAGUUGUUUGAGCUGCUGAACUUUCUGGCGGAAAACUUCAUCUUCUCCUACAUGGGCCUGACGCUCUUCUCUUUCCAGUCACACGUCUUCAACCCUUUGUUUAUCAUCGGCGCGUUUAUGGCGGUGUUUUUUGGCAGGGCGGCAAACAUCUACCCCUUGUCUUUCCUGCUCAACCUGGGCCGCAAGAACAAAAUUGGCUCCAACUUCCAGCACGUGAUGAUGUUUGCAGGUCUGCGUGGGGCCAUGACCUUUGCCCUCUCCAUCCGAGACACAGCCACCUACGCUCGCCAGAUGAUGUUCUCCACCACCUUGCUAAUUGUCUUCUUCACCGUGUGGCUCUGCGGAGGCGGCACCAUGCCCAUGCUGUCCUUCAUGAGCAUUCCCGUGGGUGUGGACUCUGAUCAAGAACACUCUAGUUUUGGAAUUAUGGAUGGUUCACAGAGAAGGAACACCAAGCAUGAGAGCGCUUGGCCCUUCAGGAUUUGGUACAACUUUGAUCACAACUACCUGAAACCCCUCCUGACCCACAGUGGCCCCCCUCUCACUGCUACUCUGCCUGCCUGCUGUGGUCCUCUGGCCCGAUGCCUUACCAGCCCGCAGGCGUAUGAGAACGAAGGUCAGCUCCACGACGAUGACUCCGACUUCAUCCUGAACGACGCCAGCGUAAGCUCCAUGUACGCCGACGUCACCGUCAGCACGGACGGUUCGGGCUCUGGCACCGUCAAGCGCACCGCCGGCAGCACGGUGGCGGGCGGCCUGUUUGACGAGGGCUUGGAUCAGGAGCUGGCCCUGGUCGAGCACGAAGUGUCCAUCAGGGGCACCCGCUUGGUCCUGCCCAUGAACGACCAGGUCGAUCCCCCGACCACCGUCACUCUGCCACCGCCGCCCUCCCCGCCUCGCUCGGACCCCCGCAGGCACAGACUGAGCGGGAGGAGGGCUUCGUUGCCGUAAGAUUGAACGUGAAGGAGCCAUGUGCAAGGUCAGGUACUGUCGAUCAAGUGCACCUUCUACUGAGAACCCAACUGUUUUUCAAUGAAAUUGCUUCCCUCCACAUUUGAGCAAAAGUAGCACCAAGCGGUUCAUAUAUGUCGGGAUUUAUUUAUGUAUUUAUUUAUUGGUUUUGUGGAAUUGCGACGAGACUCGGUGGCGAAAAGCUGUUCUUACGCACUUUUAUUUCCCCCGAAAGGCACCGCGAGCAACUCAUCCUGUGCGAAGGGGUUUGUCAUGUGUGUCUGUGUAGGGAUAAACAAUCUUUUGUGUAAUGUAGCGAGAACGUACAUGAAAGCCUCUUUCACACAGACAUCCUGCAAAAUCUGAGGCCCGCCUGUGCCUUUUAUACACAACCACCACACUUUUAACACCGCAACGGAUAAUGACGUUGCGCCAUCUUCUGGUGUAAUGCGCGUAAACACGGAAUGGUUGGGACAAACACGACCUGGGAAUUUUCCUGCUAGUAUCGAAGCCAAAACGGGGCCUGUGUUUGGAUGCGUAACAGCUGCUGAACGGCGCCGCCACGGAAAGUCUCUACUUACCGCCAAUCCCCACCGCCGUGUUGCGCCUCCACUGUGUAGUAAAAUAGCGCAGACUUUUCCGAGAUGUGGCGCAUCUGUUUUUUCUGUCUUUCUAGAGGAGCAGGAGCAAAUAAAUUCAGUUCUGCCAUUCGAGAUACGUAACGGCUGCUGAACGGCAACACGACGUAACGUCUCGAGCUUUGUCGUCCAUCAAUACAUACAGGUGGGCGUCUGUGGCGGCACUGACUUGAUUUGACUUGAUGGCGCCAUUGUAAGACAGUGUCAGUGCAGUGUCGAUACAGCUAGUGAAUGUGCCACAUACUCACUGAGGACAGGUGACAAAAUGGAUAGCAAUGUGGUUAGUGUGUCUUGUAAUACAAUGCACAUAAGUCCAAGCCCGGUCUCAAACAUGUUUUUUUUCUUUUUCUAAAAUUGAUUUAACUAUGAUUUGUGAUGAAAUAGACAUUUUUUUAACCCAUUUUCCCAAAAAACUUCCCAUAUUUUUAAACACAAAUGCUGACAGAUAAGUUUACAGAGUACACUGCUUAGUUCCUGGGUGCAAGAGUCUUGACACUGUAGGGUACUUGCUGAGAUGCAACCACUUGAGUUUGUCCCCUGCGUGUAGAGUGCAACAUCCAGGGACUGUGUCUUGUAUCUACAACACUUGUCCUUCACUGGGUUCUGUAGAAAAGGCACUGGUGAGUAAACGCCAGACCUUGGCACCAUUUCGGGCUGUCCACUAUACCUCAGAAGCAGGUGCCCUAAAAGCCGGUGUGAAAGAGGCUACUCGCAUAAGCUGCUGUGUGGUCGGGGUGAGGGCUCCACUGUUGUGAAUUUCAAGUGCCUACAGGAAAUGGAAAUCCUUGGUGUAGAUUUGUGGAGUCACAUCAUCCUUUAAAAAAAAAAAAAAAGACUACAUGCUCUGAUUAUGGAAAUGACAACAUGUCCAAUUGUGUACUGACUGUAAUGUAAAUAUAACUAUGUGGUUUCAGUUCCUCCUUUGCUGUGUUUCGACAUAUUUUCUUUUCAUACCAACUACUAACAAAUCCCUAUAAAUGUUUGUCUUGAUGACUUCUAAGCAGUGUUCUCAAUUUAAUUAACUGUGACUUUCUGGACAUCAUAUAAAUUUGUAUUGUGUGAAUUGUUUGAAGACAAUUAUUUAUUUGGUACUUUUAUAUCCUUCCAUGACUAAAUAUGUAUAUUAAAACAAAAUACCCAUUUGUAAGAAACGAUACAGAAAGAAAUGUUUAUGUUUUAUUAUUUCAAAUAUCACAUUUGACUGACUCAUUCCCUCCUGAUGUGUGAUUAUUGUCUGUCCUGUCAAACAUCUUGCAAGUG